Leptopilina boulardi is the source of this 721-nucleotide messenger RNA. Its product is annotated as low molecular weight phosphotyrosine protein phosphatase-like. Gene Ontology annotation, biological process: protein dephosphorylation. Gene Ontology annotation, molecular function: non-membrane spanning protein tyrosine phosphatase activity; acid phosphatase activity. Gene Ontology annotation, cellular component: cytoplasm. The record is from RefSeq and is a predicted model, not a curated record. The coding region runs from base 195 to 668 and encodes 157 amino acids. NCBI's taxonomy places the organism in Eukaryota, Metazoa, Arthropoda, Insecta, Hymenoptera, Figitidae. The transcript is spliced from 5 exons.
AUUGAUAUGUCACAUGCGUUUAAAGGGACAUUGUUCAUGUGUAUAUAUAAAAACUUAAUUUUUCUCACUUCUUAUGCACUUAUAUCCGAAACGAUAACAAAUUCACUACACAACCGCAACCGCAGACAAUUUAUUUUCCAACUAUCAGAUUGAGACUUUUAAUAAAGAGGGGAAAAUAAUUUAUUUUAAGAAUCAUGUCUGACAAGAAGAGUGUUUUAAUGAUUUGUUUAGGCAAUAUAUGCCGUUCUCCGAUAGCGGAAGCAGUAUUCGAUGAUUAUAUUAAAAAAAAUAAUUUAGAGGAUAAAUGGGAGGUAAAGAGUGCGGCAUUAAUUGGUUAUCAUACUGGUAAAAGUCCUGAUAAACGUGCAAUGACAACACUCAAAGAAAAGGGAAUUACAACUUAUUCUCAUGCAGCAAGACCUAUAAAAAAAGAGGAUUUUGUAAAUUUUGAUUGGAUUUUUGGUAUGGAUGAAGAAAAUAUGGAAGAAUUGGAUAGAAUGAAACCAAAAAAUUCUAAAGCAAAAAUUGAACUUCUUGGAAAAUAUGAUCCACAGGGAGAAAUAAUUAUAAGAGAUCCUUAUUAUGAUAAUGGUCGAGCUGGUUUUGAAAAAGCAUUCGAACAAUGUACAAGAAGUGUUGAGGCAUUUUUUAACAAACAUAAAUUAUGAUGAUUUUAUUUAAAUUUCUUAAUAAAUAAUUUAAAUAUUUGUUUUUCAUUGAA